This is a messenger RNA of Colletotrichum gloeosporioides, 534 nucleotides long. RefSeq names its product Ubiquitin-related modifier 1. Gene Ontology annotation, biological process: protein urmylation; tRNA thio-modification. The record is from RefSeq and is a predicted model, not a curated record. Lineage: Eukaryota; Fungi; Ascomycota; Sordariomycetes; Glomerellales; Glomerellaceae. The transcript has 3 exons. Gene Ontology annotation, cellular component: nucleus; cytoplasm. Gene Ontology annotation, molecular function: protein tag activity. The annotation marks the transcript as partial.
UCCGAGGAAGAAGAAAUGGCGACCAACGCUGCAGAUGCGGGGGAGGAGAAGAAGAUCAGCCUGGUCGUGGAGUUCUCCGGCGGCCUGGAGAUGCUCUUCUCCGACGAGCGGCGUCACUCGCUCUCCAUCCCGGCGGUGAACAAGGACGGCAAGCCCGCAAACAUUGCCUUUCUGAUUGACUAUCUAUGCGAGAACACUAUGAAGGACACCAGGAAGGAGCUUUUCGUCCUCGAUGGUCAUCUGUACGUCCCAGAGUCUCAUCACAUCCCCGGGUCUCCAUCCUUCAGCAUCUCCUGCGUUCUCGGGGAAGCCAUGCAAGAUGCGCAGACGCAUCGCCACCCCUUCCCGGCUAUCACCAAACCCCAUAUCUUAUGCCUCAUGCGAAUCGGGUGCAACGCUAACGCGGUCUUUUCUAGCCGGCCGGGCAUCCUGGCUCUCAUCAAUGACGCAGACUGGGAGCUGGAGGGAGAGGAGGCGUAUGAAGUUCAGAGCGGUGACAAUAUUCUGUUCGUCUCGACACUUCAUGGAGGUUAG